UGUUGCUGUGUUAGCUUCAUUAACGGAGCUGUUCAUUCCGGAGUCCCCUCCAACCGCGGUUAUCUUAAAUUCCGCUCACCUCCGCGCCGGCUGUUUAUUGUAACCACAGUGCCGCGUAUAUAAAUGCCGAACCCCACUGAGGAGACCCCGCCCGCGGUCACCGUUGUCGAAGAGGACCCAAAGAGAAGAGAAGUUGGUGAGGCAAGACGGUCGGUGGAGAAUGGGAGGCGCCAGGAGAUCGAUGGCCGAGGAAGCGGUCGUGUGGGCGGCGGAGGACGAACACUGGACGGAGUGGAGAUGCCGGAAGCACACAUCCUCCUCCCAGCCCCGUGAUGGCAUUUGCCCUGGCUGCCUCCGCGACCGCCUCCUCCGCCUCUGUCCCGACUGCGCCAACGAACGCCCCUGCAGCUGCUUCCGCCCCUCCUCCUCCUCCUCUUCCUCCUGCUCCUCCGUUUCCUCCAUCUCGCUCGCCGAUCUCGCGGGAUCCGCCGGAGGCGGCGCCGGGAUCGGGGCAGUGGGACUCGUGUCGAGGUUGAUCGACAGCGAGCCGGCGUUCCGGCGGUCCAGAUCCGUCGGCUUCCAACUCCUACGAACGAGAUCGGUCGCCAGACACGUCGACGGCGGGGAAGCUCCACGGCGGCCGAAUCGAGGGAGGAGGUGGGCGUUGUUCUGGCCCUUCCCGAGGGCGGCGGGCGGGAAGGAGUCAGCGGCGGAGCUAUCGAGGUCAAGGUCGGUAGGGGCGGCGGGAUUGGCAGGACCCGGCGGCGGGGAGGACAGGGGAAAAGCAUGGGGGUGGCAUUUCCCGAGCCCAAUGAACGCUUUCCGGCACCGGCGGUCGACGAAGCUCGUACAUGAGAGGUCGCCGUUGUACUCAUUCCGCGGGUGACAGAAACGCUAAACGAGGGUACCAGCCAGUAAUGAAGAACGCGACACUAAACGUGUCCAAUGUGUUGAGUAUCUGAACUAUUCUGUGCCACACAAACUGGUUUCUUCUACCUCUCCCAUCUUCAGUAAAUUAUGCUCUCAGAGACACCCAUCCACUC
Messenger RNA from Musa acuminata AAA Group (dessert banana), 1043 nucleotides. RefSeq lists its product as uncharacterized. The transcript is spliced from 2 exons. Lineage: Eukaryota; Viridiplantae; Streptophyta; Magnoliopsida; Zingiberales; Musaceae. The coding region runs from base 221 to 886 and encodes 221 amino acids. The record is from RefSeq and is a predicted model, not a curated record.